Messenger RNA from Lotus japonicus, 363 nucleotides. RefSeq names its product stigma-specific STIG1-like protein 1. The record is from RefSeq and is a predicted model, not a curated record. NCBI's taxonomy places the organism in Eukaryota, Viridiplantae, Streptophyta, Magnoliopsida, Fabales, Fabaceae. Bases 1 to 363 code for a protein of 120 amino acids. The transcript has a single exon.
AUGGCUUUGGCCAUCACCCUGUCAGCAACAUCUUUAGAAAGUGAAGAACCGAACAUGCUUCGAGGAGCAAGUAGGUUCCUUACUCAGAAAUAUCAGAGGGGGGAGCCAUUGACAUGUGACAAAUACCCCAAGAUUUGCAAUGUUAAAGGCAGCGCAGGCCCUGAUUGCUGCAAGAACAAAUGUGUGAACCUUUCCACGGAUGAAUAUAACUGUGGGAGGUGUGGGAAGAAAUGUGGGUUUUCAAAGAUGUGCUGCCAAGGUAAGUGCGUGAAUCCUAGAACCAACGAGAAGCAUUGUGGGAGAUGUGGCAACAAGUGUGACAACCGAGGUUCAUGUGUUUAUGGGAUGUGCAGCUAUGCAUAG